UUCAACUCACUAUUUUGAGAAAGAAAUCAGAUUAUCGCAGCAACAAAUUUAAUGGAUUAAUAACUGACAUUACGCGUACUCACAAAUUCAAUAAAAAAACCCAUACUCUAGUAUAGCAACUUUUUAAAUUUUAAGUGGAAAGCAAACUCUUCAAACUUAAACUUAAAACUACAAUAGUAACAACCACCUUUAACACCAUCUAAACACCAAUUUGCCAUCAUGUCCGAGACGCAAGACAACAAUGGCGAUCAGCAGUUGCUGCAGGAGGAAGCCGGCGGUAGUGAGAAUAAAAUGAAGUCUCGCCUGCGUAAGGGCGCACUAAAGAAGAAAAAUGUAUUUGCGGUCAAGGAUCAUUGCUUUAUACCGCGUUUCUUCAAGCAGCCUACAUUUUGCUCGCAUUGCAAGGACUUCAUAUGUUUACUUCUUAUUAAACUCAAGCAUACAAAUAUUCCAGUUUUUAGAAGCAUUGACGUUAAUUCCCAAAAUAUUUGGGUCAGUUGA
This is a messenger RNA of Anastrepha obliqua, 501 nucleotides long. RefSeq names its product protein kinase C, brain isozyme-like. The transcript has 2 exons. NCBI's taxonomy places the organism in Eukaryota, Metazoa, Arthropoda, Insecta, Diptera, Tephritidae. The record is from RefSeq and is a predicted model, not a curated record. Bases 220 to 501 code for a protein of 93 amino acids.